GCUGGUGGGAUGAAAUAAUGAACCCCUCCGGCCAUCCACAAUGAGAAGUGCUCGUUUUGGAUGAAACAGCAGAGUGGGGCGAAGAGGUAUAGUGCUUGGGAAGGAUGCAGGCUGAGCCGUGGUAAGCGCCUUGUGGAACGUGAUAUGCCUGUCAAAUGGAGAAUCAUCAGCCUCAGCAGAUCCUUCCAAAACAGUCCGCGAUGGGUUAUGGAUCAGCUAUGGGGAUUCCAAGUAACGGUCAAUUGAGUAGCCCACGGAUUAGGGGCGGAAUGGUUGGGAUUUCUGACCCGAGAAUGAAUAACUCACCAGUCCAUAAUUCAGCUUUGCAAGGUGGAGGGCUUGGGAUGGUUGGUUUGGGGUCUAAUGGAUCUCCAGCCGUUCCAUCGGAUGGACUCUCUAAGAGCAACGGGGAUACAUCUUCAGUGGUCUAAUGAAUAACUCACCUGUUCCUUACGUGUUUAACGGGGGUUUGAGGGGUCGGAAUGCUGCUCUGGAGAAGGUGGUUGAAAGGAGGCAGAGGAGGAUGAUAAAGAACAGAGAGUCGGCUGCAAGGUCACGAGCUCGUAAGCAGCACAGUUGUAUUGUGAUAGGCGGUCUAGUGUGACGAGACAUGAAAGUUACUCUUCAUGAGACGCUUAGAGAUCUCAUUUUGCACAAGGCUUACACCAUGGAGUUGGAAGCAGAAGUUGCUAAAUUAAAGGAGGAAAAUGAACAAUUGCAGAAGAAACAGGCGGAGAUAAUGGAAGUGCAGAAGAAUCAGGCGCUGGAGAUGGUGAAACAGCAGAGUGGGGCGAAGAGGCAGUGCUUGAGAAGGACACAAACUGGGCCGUGGUAAGGGCCACGUGGAACGAGAUACGUCUGUGUAAAUAGUACAUAGAAUACGACGUGGUUCAUGUUGUUGUAGAUGAGUAUAGAGAGAGUUAGAGGAGUAGCGCUUCUUCGCCUUAGGAUGCAUAUCUCAUGUUUCGAUGGAAUGUAGGUGGAAAAAGUUUUACAAAGGAAGGGUAGUCGAUUAGGUACAAAGAUUGGUAGAGUGCUGUUCCCAACUCCCAAAGUGUCGUGUUUCUCAUGUUCGUAUUCGUGUUCGUGUUGACAUAGAAUAGAUUACAGUUUAUUUAUAUAUUUACAUUGUUUGUGAGUUACUUUUUCUGUUUUUGAUGGCUUCUUCAAAAUUCUUAUGAUCAUUUUUCACUA
Molecule: messenger RNA, 1194 nt
Organism: Salvia hispanica
Lineage: Eukaryota; Viridiplantae; Streptophyta; Magnoliopsida; Lamiales; Lamiaceae
Source: RefSeq, a predicted model, not a curated record